This is a messenger RNA of Lepisosteus oculatus (spotted gar), 1818 nucleotides long. Lineage: Eukaryota; Metazoa; Chordata; Actinopteri; Semionotiformes; Lepisosteidae. The record is from RefSeq and is a predicted model, not a curated record.
CCAGGCUGUUACUAAAGGCAGGAAGGGGGAGAUUCCUGUUUGAGGAAGGGGACGGACAGGGACCCUGGCUUUUCUUGGAUUCGGUUCCACUUGUCCUGGAUUUCGGCAGUGGUAGUGGUGGGGGGAGGGAGGGGGGUGUUGGGAGAGCGCGUGGGCAGUGGUAGGAGGGUCGCACAAAGACGGUGCCAGGCUGGAACGAGAGUCGUCCGAGGAAGAGAUAAAAGAGAAGGAUCCCGUGGGGUGGGGGUGGUGCAGGGGGCAGCGGGGAUGUGCUGGCUGGUGUUGGUUGUGGUUGGUGGUGGUGGAUGGGGUUGGGUUGUAGAAAUUCCGGAAAGGUGAACAAAAAAAAACGGAUGAUGCCACUUGGCCGUCUCGCUGUCCCUGGGAAGAUGUCCGGUGGAUGUUUAUCGCUGGGAAACAAACAACAACUACAAAAAAAAAAAGAUGCUGUUGUCCUGCCUCUCAAGUUUGAAAUGAAAAGGCUUCUCGUUCUCGCUGUCUUUCUCUGUCUCUCUCUCUCUCUCGCUCCCUCUGUUUUAUUCUUCUUGUUCUCCCCUGUUGUUUGCUGUUUGGCACUGUAUUGACUGGCAAGGGAACAGUUGAGCACUGAAUAGACCAAAGACUGGCACAGGCUGGAGGGCUGCCAAGGCUGACUGGGAGAGAUGCCGGCUGCAGAGAGCUCUGUCCCCAGCAGUUUUCCUGCUGUGCAUCAUGCCAGCUGGGGGUGGUCAUGCUUUAAAUCAAACUGAGAGAUUCAGAGGUCAGCCUUCUGUCCAGCAACACUGACCUGGCGGUUUGUCUCCGUUCGGCCUCCUCAUACUAAGACAAGUGAAAGAAAAGCACGCAGUGAGUGGCCACCCCACUGUUGAGCCGUUUCCUGACGGGAUGGAGCUGGUCAUGUUCGGUAUGGGCUGUUUCUGGGGUGCUGAACGGAGGUUUUGGAGGACGCCAGGUGUAUUCUCCACCCAGGUCGGAUAUUCUGGAGGAAUCACGCCCAACCCCACCUACGAGGAGGUGUGCACAGGGCUGACGGGGUACACUGAGGUGGUGCGCGUGGUGUACGAUCCACAGACUGUCAGCUUCGCGGACCUGCUGAAGAUCUUCUGGGAGAGCCACAACCCCACAGAAGGAAUGCGCCAGGGGAAUGACGUUGGCACUCAGUACCGCUCCGCCAUCUACACUUACACCCCCCAGCAGAUGCAGGAGGCGCUGCGGACCAAAGAAGCCUAUCAACAGGUGUUGUCUCAGAGGGGCUUUGGGCUGAUCACCACGGAGAUCCGGGAGGCUCUGGAGUUCUACUAUGCGGAGGACUAUCACCAGCAGUACCUGCACAAGGUCCCGGGGGGCUACUGUGGCCUGAAAGGCACAGGGGUGAGCUGCCCCACCACGAUCAGCAGCAGGGAUGAGCUGUGAAGAAGAGACACAUCCUGGCUGUGAGACCAGCCUGACCAGUCGCACCAGUUGCCAUCCUGUUCCCACUUCUUGGCUGAUGUUCUAGAAUGUGUACGGAUGUUCCAUGGCCCCAUGUGGUUACUGUACUCUGUGUCAGUGUCUGCACAUCUUUUGUGACCAAUUGACUUGCUAACUUUGAGCAAACUCUGCAGCAAUGCUGUCAACUGGGAGCAAGAGGUCUUCCCAGUUUACUGUCUGUAGGGGUUCUCCUCAAGGAUGCCUGCUUCUCCCACUGUGGUUUUCAUCUUGAGUUAUACCAUCUCAAGAUGUCCGUCAAUCUAGAAUUUCUACUUUUUUGCUACUACGCUCUGUGGAAGGCCUGGCUUUGCUACACAAAUAAAUCUUCUCUUCCUUUUUUUACCUUCA